CCCAAGUCUGUCGUGACUUACCCCGUUCAGGCUUGUCUGCAGGUUCUCCAGGAUUCACCACCACUUACCAACACCACCAUCAUUCUUCCAUACCGACUGUUCACAUUUCACCUACCUCCAUUAGUCACUUCUGCAUCUUAAAAUCUUUCUUUGCAUACGGUCCUUACACCGUCCAUAUUCUCGCAUCUUCUUUGAUCCUGUUGACAAUCUUGACGUUGAUUUCCUUCUCGUCCGCUUCAUCGCUGAUCGAACGUCGACAUCAUCGGCAUUAAAGCACCACGUCGAUCGCCCCCGAACACGCUGGCCUCCGCUACCUUCCCCCUCUUCGACCCCUCGAGACGCACCUCACGUCCUUUCAUACGUUGCAUCGUUCCCUGCAUCAGCUUUUCAUUCGAAGCCUCGUUCCAGUUGGCUUGCUGACCUGAAAAGAGUCACCAAGCUGACUGGGUCUGAGCUCGAUCCUCUUGAGGACUACCUACAUGCCACGAAACCCUGCUGCGAAGAAGAGCAACAAUCGUCAUGAGAACGGCCUCGUAGGGCCAGGCAAACGUGUUACAAAACAAAAGUCGAAUGGUCAUCUCAAUGGCGCCGCAAAGGGUGCUGGCCCCUCCGAGUCCGUUCCUUUUCUACCAAGACAAGACCCGACUCUAACAUCGCCCUCAAACGAAGACUCUUCUUCCGGCCAUCCUGAGGCAGACCACGACCCCAUCAAGACAUCAUCCCUGCAUAGUGGCAAACCGCACGAUCUGGAUCUCUCUGCGGCGAAGGACCUGGACCACCACCCGAGGCGCGACACGAAUGGGUCUACCAUGUUACAAAACCGAAGAGGAGAUUUGCCCAGUGCCAGGCCUCGAUCUGGUUAUGACCUCAAUGCCUUUCAACUUGCCAACACAAUUUUGAGAUCUCGUCCUGCUUGCGAUACCAUCUCAUUACUCAUAGUCCUCCUGGCAUUGCCCUCCAUGAUCUUGACCAUCGUCCAAGCUCUUUUCGCCUCUUUGACUCUUAUGCCUGGUGGCGGCGCUCCGGUCUCAUUGUUCUCCCUGCUCGACAUCUUCCAAGGCCCUGCUGGCGCCCCAAGUAUCAGCACCAUUGCCGUGGUCGAUGUGUUCGGCUUCGCACUUUGGAUUUGUCUUUGGAAUUGGGCUCAGAACUUUGCUCUGGACCUGGCUCAGAUUCAGAUUGCUAUUACCUUGGGCAAUGGAAAUGCCGGGAAAAGUGGAGGUAUAACAACCUUUUGUUUCGCUUCAAUCCUGGUGCUACACUCGGUGCGAAGCAGAGGUGUGCGUCGCUUCCUCUUCUCCAACUUCGUCCCCGUGGACUUUCUUUCCCAAAUCGGUCUUGGCGAUUAUCUUAGAUACCUGCCGUCUGAUGCCGACUUUGGUCAGAGCCCUGGUCAUCCGUCAAAGAUUCGCAGUCUAUUUGCAAUUCACAUUGUCAGUCAAGCAAUCAUGGCCUUCGCUCGCCGCAAGAUCACCUCGAGUAACCAACCUAUCGGGACCGUCAAAUCGAAGCGCAUCGACACUGAAGCCCUCGCAGGUUCUGUAUCAGAUACCUCGGGCCUCGAUAAUAGUGUUGCAACCGGGAUGUCUUCCAGCAUUGAUUUUCAGCCUCCACUAACCCCAGGUUUCAAGGAUGGAAAAGAGAGAACUUUGACCGCCAAAAAGCGAAGACGUUAUGCCAAUCAGAUCAGAAGCAGACAACCAUUUUGGGCUGCCCUUGCCAGUACCAAAGUACAUGUUUUAAGAGAGGUCGAGCACAAUAAAGGCCUGCCAGCAGUCACAAACAAUCAAGGCAACCCGUUUGAGGUGGCACACGAAGAUCGAGUAUGGAUUACAGAGGUCCGGCCGUCAAGCAUAUCGUUCGAUGCCAUCUAUCUAUCAGCCAACGAUCAAACCCAAUCAUCUGAAUCACGACCAUUUCAUGUACGAAUCAAUGAUGCUAAGUGGCAUUCAGUCUGCCUUGAAGCCCUGGACUCUAAUGCAGUGUCUGACACUAUGGUUGGUCAAUGGUCUGGUGUAAUAUCCGGGCUCGCUCCAAAUUGCACCUACACCUGUACAUUUUUCCGUGGCGAAGGAGACGAAGAAUUUGCCUCUGUCAUGGUGAAGACCCCGCUCUUGCUCGAUAAAGAUGUGCCGUCCAGCCUGGUUUCUAUGCCUGUCCGUCAAUCAACUCGUCCAUCGUCCCCCACCACUACUUUGAAAAACUCCAUAUCCACUGCAGAGGCAAAAACCAAUGAUGCGAGAAAUCGAUUCCACAAAGCACGACGUCAGCACAAAACGCUGCAGCUUAAGCUCGAGAAGGAAAUCGAAGCUUUGCAAGCCAGACUCAAGAGCUCCAACGACGACAAUAAGCACAGGCAAAAGCUGUUACAAGCCGAGCGCAGCCAGGAGCAGACUCAUGAGCUCAUCAGUGCGCUUGAUGCUCAGUUGGAAGGCUUAAAGGCUGAACCGGAUGAGACGAUCGACAAUUACGCCAGUUCGAAAGAGGCGUACGAACACCAAAUCAAACUGCUCGCUGAGGCAAACGAGUCAUUGGCCAAAGCUCGCUCGGAAGCUAGCAAUGGUCUGUCAGCUGCAAAUAACGACCUCCACACUGUUGUUACGCGAAAGGAACGCCUGAGUGCGCGCAAUACCAAGCUCACAGAACAGCAUGAUCGUAUUACCCAUGCAAAUGUGCAAGGUUUGAAUGAAAAAGAGCGCAAGGCUGCUGACUCCAACGCGAAAGACUUGGACCAUCAAAGACGCGAGGUUGAGCUGGUUGCACAGAUUCGCGUGAUGGAGACCGAGGCACAAAAUGCUCGGGCACGAUGGGAAGCCAACUGUCGCGAGUUGGAAGUACUUGAGAAGCAAGAUUGGCAACAACGACAACUCAUGCUUCAAAGCAGCGGACCAUUGACGCCCGAAGGGGACCUCCCUGGAACUCGACCUCAGCCACAACAUGCACGACCGUAUGCCUUCGGUAGUUUCCAGGCAUUUCCUAAUAGUCCAGUUGUCCCUGAGGUUAACAGCUCUCCGUUCCUUGCUUAUGCAAAGACCCUUCCAUCGAGCGAUGCACGUCGACCUAGGUCUGAUACCAACCGGUCCAUUGGAGGACUUAGCAAUUUCUCUGCCGAGUUUGAAGAUGCCGACCCAAUUCCUCCGAUGCUAUCAAACUCGGAAUAUGAUGUGCCAGACAGAAAGGGUAGCGGGAGCAGUCGAGGACAACACAACGGCAGCCCGGCAACGGGAGCAAUGGGCAUUGCAUUUAGCCCACAGCGAGGCAGCUAUAGCCCAGCUCAAAUGCCAGGCUCGACUACUUGGUGAUGUGUGAUAUGCAUGAGGGCGAGUUAGGCCGCCAUUGUGUCAACAGGGCUUAGAAGCCUAUUUGCAUGGACAAGACGGUUACGUUUCUGGCCUGCUGAUCAGAUAGCCACACAAAAAGUCUUUUGAUUUGG
Exophiala mesophila is the source of this 3433-nucleotide messenger RNA. RefSeq lists its product as uncharacterized. The transcript has a single exon. Lineage: Eukaryota; Fungi; Ascomycota; Eurotiomycetes; Chaetothyriales; Herpotrichiellaceae. Bases 480 to 3302 code for a protein of 940 amino acids. The record is from RefSeq and is a predicted model, not a curated record.